Messenger RNA from Dictyostelium discoideum AX4, 279 nucleotides. RefSeq lists its product as hypothetical. The transcript has a single exon. The coding region runs from base 1 to 279 and encodes 92 amino acids. The record is from RefSeq and is a predicted model, not a curated record. Lineage: Eukaryota; Evosea; Eumycetozoa; Dictyosteliales; Dictyosteliaceae.
AUGCAACUCCAAUUACUACAUCCACUGCAAUUGGUGAGGAUUGUAAACCUCUGUAAUCAUUCCAACCAUAUCGUUGAUAUGAAGAAGCAAUUUAAAACCAUCGCAAUCUAUCAUAGGACUUGUAUGCAAAAUAAAGUCCCAAACUUUUAUUUGGAGAAACUUGAUCGUAUUCAAGUCACUGUCAUUUGUAUCAAUGAGUAUGCUGCAAGAUAUCGAUUGGUUGAUAUCAUUUAUGAUCCAUCAGAGUUUGACACAUUCGUCGUUAUCUUAUGGAAGUAA